Molecule: messenger RNA, 946 nt
Organism: Helianthus annuus (common sunflower)
Lineage: Eukaryota; Viridiplantae; Streptophyta; Magnoliopsida; Asterales; Asteraceae
Product: stress enhanced protein 2, chloroplastic
Exons: 2
Coding region: 96-707 (203 amino acids)
Biological process (GO): cellular response to high light intensity
Source: RefSeq, a predicted model, not a curated record
UUAAUUAUCUACAAACCGAAGGUUCAAACUAAAAAUAUAAACAUAUUAUUAUUUGUACUUUCCUUAGCCCUCACAUAUCACAUUUCUGACGUUCAAUGGCUUUGGCUGCUCGGCCAAUUGCUUGCCAUCUCAAGUCGGACAAACCGGUGGUUCAAAAAGAUGAUCCUCUGGCCGGACCGGUCCCUUCGCUCGCGGUUCAGAAGGCGAGGCUGACUAACACGGCCGCUAUAACAGCGGAUAACGCGAAGAUCUUGUUGCAACCAAGGGUGUGCACACUUAGAUCCUAUGGUUCGGAUAGGUUUGGAGUGAUGAAGAUGCGGAACAUAGAAGGUGAUGAUGAUAAUGAUGUGUCGCGAUUCUUCGAUAUGCUUUCGGAGUACAUAGAGAGUUCAAAAAAGAGCCAUGACUUUGAAAUCAUAUCGGGUCGUCUAGCCAUGAUUGUAUUUGCGGGGACAGUGACAAUGGAAAUUGUGACUGGUAACUCACUAUUUGGAAAGACGGAUUUACAAGGAAUCGAGGAGGGUGCAGGGGCUUGCUUGGCUGCUGUAGCCUUCGCUGCCAUUUUUGCUUGGUUCUCGAGUGCUCGUACUAGAGUUGGGGGUGUCUUCUCGGUUCGUUGCAAUGCCUUUAUCGAUUCUCUUAUUGACCAAGUCGUUGAUGGAAUGUUCUAUGAAACUGAUAUCAGCGACUGGAUCGAUGAUAUUUGAAGAGUGAAAAAUCGUCAAACACAAAAACAAAGACGGUUAUCACUUAAUGUGUGUAGUUAUGAGUAUGACUAAUUUUAUAGGUCAAGAAGACGGUUUAUUGUGAUAAACCGGUAUACAUACAUAGAUAAGAAAAUACAAGGUGGUGUGUAUAUGGUAUAGUUUGUAGCCUUUAUAAUGUACUAGUACGUUGUGUACUAUUUCUCUUUGUCAUGAUAUUAUUAUUAUCUUGCGUGACAGUA